AUCUUUAUAUUAAAUGACAAUAUAUUUAUAGUAAAUAGUAAAUGUUGAACAGAUAUGUCGUUUUCUGGCAAAAAAUUCAGAAGAACUGGUGGUUCAAAUUUAGACGAUUUUUUUAAAGAAUCAAAUGCUCCUGAACAGUACAAGAGGAUGCUCUGCUCGAACGCGCCGACGUGGUGCUACACCAUGUUGGACCCACAGACCUUACAGUUGGAGGUCCUGGCGGAUAGUUGUCACAUGAAAUACAUAUUCACCCUGGGCGUGGAACAGGAACUCGUGAAAGUUGACGGUGGUAAAGCAUACAUGACAUUCACUUUAGAAGGCGACAACGUGCUGAAACAAAGAAUCAGAAAGCCGAACGGAACAAUUGCAUACUUCAGGAGGGAAUUCUACGAACGAUCAGCUAUAAUGACUAUUACCACGGAGGGGCCGGAUGUUAGGAAGGCACAUAUUUUCUACGAGGUGGUCGACUGAAUACCUACUUUAAAUAGCUUUAAUUAUUUAUUACUAUGAAAAGUACUACUUGCUAAUGUUUUUUUAAUAA
Cydia amplana is the source of this 541-nucleotide messenger RNA. RefSeq lists its product as uncharacterized. The transcript has 4 exons. The coding region runs from base 55 to 471 and encodes 138 amino acids. NCBI's taxonomy places the organism in Eukaryota, Metazoa, Arthropoda, Insecta, Lepidoptera, Tortricidae. The record is from RefSeq and is a predicted model, not a curated record.